This is a messenger RNA of Arabidopsis lyrata subsp. lyrata, 986 nucleotides long. Its product is annotated as alpha carbonic anhydrase 6. Gene Ontology annotation, molecular function: carbonate dehydratase activity; zinc ion binding. NCBI's taxonomy places the organism in Eukaryota, Viridiplantae, Streptophyta, Magnoliopsida, Brassicales, Brassicaceae. The record is from RefSeq and is a predicted model, not a curated record. Bases 243 to 986 code for a protein of 247 amino acids. The transcript is spliced from 6 exons.
UGAAUGAGAUUAACGGUUUUCUCCUUUGUUAAAUUGUCAUUUCACAUUUCUUUACUAUAAAAUCCCAAAUUAGAAGAAAAAUGAACUGUUUUAUUUUUUGUCACUAAGCAUUCAGUUAUUAUUUUCCAAUAAAAUACAACAAUUAACUAAUAACUGCAGCAACUGCAAAAGUCAUAAAAGAACAUUAAAACAAACCUUCCCCUAAAGCGUACUUUUAAAUAGGUUAUAUCCAAACCCUUUCAAUGUCCAAAACAUACUCAAGAACAUUAAGCAAAAUCAAAUCUCAAAAGAAAGAAAAAAUGGAUCCCAACACAAAAACAAUUUUCUUUUUUGUAGUGUUUUUCAUGGAUUUAUUUUUUCCCAAUAUUUUACUCGUCUAUGCUCGUGAAAUCGGCAACAAACCACUAUUUACAUACAAACAAAAAACAGAAAAAGGACCAGCGGAAUGGGGCAAAUUAAACCCUCAAUGGAAAGUUUGUAGCACGGGAAAAUUUCAAUCUCCGAUUGAUCUCACAGACGAAAGAGUCAGUCUUAUUCAUGACCAAGCCUUGAGUAUACAUUACAAACCAGCUUUGGCUGUAAUUCAAAGUAGAGGACAUGACGUUAUGGUAUCGUGGAAAGAAGAUGCAGGAAAAAUAACAAUACAUCAAACGGAUUAUAAAUUGGUGCAGUGCCAUUGGCAUUCACCGUCUGAGCAUACCAUUAACGGAACUAGUUACGACCUAGAGCUUCACAUGGUUCACACGAGUGCUAGUGGCAAAACCGCAGUGGUUGGAGUUCUUUAUAAAUUAGGUGAACCUGAUGAAUUCCUCACAAAGCUACUAAAUGGAAUAAAAGGAGUAGGAAAAAAAGAGAUGAAUCUAGGAAUUGUGGAUCCUCGAGAUAUUAGAUUUGAAACCAACAACUUCUAUAGAUACAUUGGCUCUCUCACUAUUCCUCCAUGCACCGAAGGCGUUAUUUGGACUGUCGAGAAAAGGGUAUUGUGA